GUGGGUCGGCCCCGGGUCGGUCCGGGCGUUGCGGGAUCAGGGCCUGGGAUCUGUCGGCCCCGGGCAGCUGAGGAGCCCUUGACCCGGCGGAGCGGCGCCAUCCCGGCCCUGAGGCCUGCCGACCGGCAGACACCGAGCAGCGACCCGGAGCGGCGGCGGGCGGCCCCGGGCAUGUACGCCCCCGGAGGCGCAGGGCUGCCCGGCGGGCGGCGGCGGCGGAGCCCGGGAGGCAGCGCUCUGCCCAAGCAGCCGGAGCGGAGCCUGGCCUCGGCCCUGCCGGGCGCCCUGUCCAUCACGGCGCUGUGCACCGCCCUCGCCGAGCCCGCCUGGCUGCACAUCCACGGCGGCACCUGUUCCCGCCAGGAGCUGGGGGUCUCCGACGUGCUGGGCUACGUGCACCCCGACCUCCUGAAAGACUUCUGCAUGAAUCCCCAGACAGUGCUGCUUCUGCGAGUCAUUGCAGCCUUCUGCUUCCUGGGGAUCCUGUGCAGCCUGUCUGCCUUCCUUCUGGAUGUCUUUGGGCCCAAGCACCCAGCCCUGAAGAUCACCCGUCGCUAUGCCUUUGCCCACAUCCUCACAGUCCUGCAGUGUGCCACCGUCAUCGGCUUUUCCUACUGGGCUUCUGAGCUCAUCCUGGCCCAGCAGCAGCAGCACAAGAAGUACCACGGCUCCCAGGUCUACGUCACCUUUGCUGUUAGCUUCUACCUGGUGGCGGGGGCUGGUGGAGCCUCAAUCCUGGCCACGGCAGCCAACCUCCUGCGCCACUACCCUACAGAGGAAGAGGAGCAGGCACUGGAGCUGCUGUCUGAGAUGGAGGAGAACGAGCCCUACCCAGCAGAGUAUGAGGUCAUCAACCAGUUCCAGCCGCCCCCGGCCUACACGCCCUAAUGCCAGCUGCUGGGGUUCUUCUCAGCUCCUCCCCCAACUGCAGCUCCGUUCACUCCCAGAGUUGUUCCUUUUCCCCAGCAGACCUCACUGGUAGCACCCCGAGCGUCUUCUCCCAGCCUUCCCCAGGAGAGACUCUGCCUUUGGGUUGUUCAUCUACCCCUGCUCCUGAAGCCGGGGUGCAUGGAUUUGGUGGGAUGCACUAUUCCCCACUUGCACCUUCCUCUCCCUCACAUUCAGUAAUCAUUACCAACCAGGGAUGGUCAUACAGCUUUCUCCCUUCAUGGAUCGUAUCUUUGGGACUGGAACCCCUGCGGGACCACUGACAGUGCACAGUCCCAGAUAGACGUGUCAGCGGGGUGCGAGGGAAAGGGGGUUGUGCACUGCAGGCUGGCUUCAGAAGGGUUAGUGUGUCUUCCACAGCCGUAGUUCUGGGCUGACCACCCUUUUCCUUCUCGGGGUGCCCCAGUACCAGGCCACCCACUCUGCGGAGUUCUCUGCACUUUAGUCUUUGGACUUGCUGUCACGUGUGUUCUUGUUUUAUGGGGAGAAUGAAUUGCUGUUGGUAAGCGGGGCAGUUGCUGUCCCCACCCUGCCCUUGCUUUGUGUGGCUGGAGCCCCAGCAAGAAGAGCAGGAUGUGGCAUGAGACUGAGGCCCUCUGGUGCCUACCACGGAUCAGAGUGAAGGUGAUAAAAUCUUCCCAGCCCUUUCACCCUUUAAAAUGGGGAUGGUUUUAAAAGGAAAAAACAAAACCAAGCGACAGCAUUACUCUCUUUUUAAAAUAGGGACAAGGCUGUUGUCAUUUUCCAGAAACUUCUCCCGUUCCUUUUGGCUCUGCAAUAGUUUGGGCCUGAGUUCCUCCCAAGCCCAUGAGAGUUCCUCCUGAGCCUCCCCUAGCAGAAUGCAGCCCUCUUCCCCUGCCCCUCCCUCCCCAGUGCCUGCAGUGCCCUGGGGCUUCCCUAUGGAAUCUAGAGCCCCGUUGCCCCUCCUAGGGGCCGAGGACUGUGUGGCCUGGCUGGCUGGCCAGCAUGGUGCUCCUCAGGACCAUGGCACUGAGAUGUAACCUGGCUUCAGUUGAGGAACAGGGGCCACAGUGUGGCGGGGAAAACCACCACUCUCUGCACGGGAACCACACCACUGGGACCCAAUCGCCUGAGGCUUCAGAGCUGCCUGGUCAGACUAGCAGACCUGGCUGUGUGCUCAGGCUCAGCACGUCACCCAGACUGUAACCUGGGGCUACAGCUUGCUGCAUGCCCCCUCCCCUUCUCGAAUGUACUCUGGUCUUGCCACGUGCUACCAGCUCUUUCUUGCCCAGCCGUCACUCUGGUGACCCACAUGUGGCUCGGAGUCUGACCAGAUUGUCCACCCUGAGAUCUGGGACAUGAAAAGGGUGAAACUUGAGAGUCUUUCUGUGUGAGUUCAGAGGGCCAGACUGCCCUCGGUCAAUUACUGGCUUUGGAAUCUGUGUCCAGUGCUGAGCUGAGAAGGGGACAGAUCCCAGCCACUCCCCACCCCUGAGGCCAUGAGACAGUGAGACUGGAGAAUGGAUGCCACUGUCGAGCUGUGCUGGAAAGGGGCUGUCUUGUCAUUCCAGUGUCCCUAUCUGUCUUCAGCCAGACUGACAGCAGGCAUCCGGACAGACAGGCUGGGAGGGUGGUGAAGGCAUGGCCUCACACGAGUGAGCGGCUACCCAGAGUUCACUGCUAUGGUGCCAGCACGUCCCAAGUGACUCUCACACUCCAAGACUUUCUCCUCAGCAAGAAAGACCGCUGUGUAACCCCAGAGCACAAAGCAAGGAGUAUAUUACGCUUGUCUUCUCUUAAGUAUCCAGUUUGUCAUCGGCAGGUUUCUGAGAUGUGGCCAGCUCCCUCUGACCAUGGGUGUCUGAGCAGGCAGGCCAGGAGACUGGGCGCUGAACCCGCAUGCCAAAGUGACCGGUCAUCUCAUGAGGACUUGGACAUGACCCUGUGGGCCGUUCCACGUGAUUCGGAACCCACUUUUUAUUACCUUCCUGUGCCUCUGGCCUUUCUCUUUCUCCAUAUCAUCCUGACUUGGAUAGUUUGUCAUAUAAAUUCCCCUGGUUGUGUUUUGUUUUUUUUUUUCUAGAAAAUAAUUAAAAAACAAAAAAACAAACUACAAAUAAGAAUGUAAAUGUCAAUGGCUCACUGUCAUUUUUCUGUCACGGUUUUCCUGAUUUGGUUUAUUCUCUUUUCAGAGAGAGCAGGAGAAAUUGAUGAGGAUUGUAACUAAUAAAAAGUUACUGCCUUUCCCCUAGAGAACAGGGGAAUUGACGAGGCUUGUGCUUAAUAAAAAGAAAGGAAGGAUUUGCACGUGUCUCCUCCGUACACAGCCGUCACCUGCCUGAGCCCACUCAUCCUGACAGCCUCAGAGUCCACAGCCAGGGCCCACAGUUAGGAACUGUCCAUGGACAACUGCUGCCCAAGUCCUUGACUUCAGACCCUAGCACUUCUCUCUGCAGCCCUGCUUAGCUGCAGAGGCAAGAGCUGCUCCUGAGUGCCAGGCAUCACAGGAAGACAGACACCUCUUUGGGGCCAGCCCUUGCAGAAGAAACUGCACUUCCUUUUGAAACCACAGGGAAUGGUACUUACUGGGAGGGGCAUGUGAGGGGGAGGUUUCCUGUGUGACUUCCAGAAAAGCUCCACAGGGUCAAUGCCAGGCCCAGGGCAUUCUUGCGUUCUCUACACUCAUUCACACAUUCAGCCCACACACUGAGCCCCAAAUGUGUGUCAGGGUAAAGGCUUAGGGCUCCCUUUGGGGAGCAGCCCACUUAGGUGUUGUUUUUUUUCUUUUAUUCCUGGAAAGAGUACACAUCUUGAGAGCUGGGGGUGUGUUCUCAUUUCAGACAUUUAUAGAGGUCACCUUGGGCUAUGUAGAAAGAACUUUUGGGCUUUAUGAGAGAAGUAUGCCUGGCGAGGGGGGCCCGUCUCCAAGGAUGUCCUGUGCCUAGUUGAGAUGAGAGCUCACACUUGGCUCCAUGAACAGGCAGGAUGAGGUAAGUGGUCUGCUGGACAUCUGGGGCAAGUGCUGUGGGUGCCAGGAGGGGAGGCUGCUUUUCACCUGAGUGAUCUGAAAGGCUUUAUGAGGUGGGCGUGGAGGUGGCAGGGAAAUAGCAAGAGGAGAAACACAGCUGGUGGUGGGUGAGGAGCGCCCACCUAAGGCAUUGGUCCUCACAGGAGUAGUAGGGAGCUCUGGAAGGAUUUUGAGAAGGGAAGGGAGCGUCCCAGCUUUAUUCAGUGAUGAUGGCUGAUGUCAAGAAUGGUCUGAAAAAGCAUCAGCCUAGAGGGGUUCAAGGAACCAAGGUAAUUCAGCAGCUCACAUGACAGGGUACGGGCUCUAAAGGGCAACAAGGAGAGGAUCUUGGGGAAUAGAUGAGGUAGUUUCUUCUGGGUGGAGGGCGGUUUUCUUAAGAUAACUGGAGAAGCUUUUCAGCUGAUAUCUAACCACAGAUGUCAACACUAAGCCGCUGCGCUAAUGGGACACAGGUUAUGUGGGAAGACACAUAGGAACUAAUAAAUGUGGUGAUCCUUGUUUUCGAAUAACCUAGAAUCUGUUCCUCCCCUUGCAGGGUUUUUUGGUUGGUUCGUUUGGUGGGGGGAGUGAUGUUUUAAUGAGGCAGGAGUGCAUGGAAGAAAGAAGACACCUCUUGGAAUGGAUCCACUUGAAGUGAAGGUACCCAGUUAGGGACACCGGUUUGAGAAUUAAGACAUCAGUUCCUCACUAAGCUGUCGGGGAAGUGCUAGGCUUUGUUGCUGGGGGCGGAAGUGAGGGUACAGAUAAAGAUUUCACUGGCUUCUUAGAACUGAAGAAUAUAUGUUGGACUGGCUUGCCCACUCAGGUGAGUGGGAAAAAAAAGCAGUGAGUGGUGAGAGGCUUCAUAAGAUAUUUAAGGAGAGAGACCCCUCAGCUCAACCAUGUGUUGAAGGAGUUUGGUAAUGAAAGAACUUUCAAGGAGACAGCUAUGGUUCCAAACCUUGUUUAAGGGACUGUCCAGGUCUCUCAGAUUGGGGCCUUGAGGCCCCUGCAGCAAGCCCUGUUUGGAAGGUUCCUUGUCCUUCCUGUCUCUUUAGCAAAAAUGCCAAGUAGCUCUGUAAAGGACCUUCUCAAUGGUGAGGUCUGGUGUAGCCCAGAUCCCACCCCUUGAUGUCACCUUCCUCUAGAGGUUCUCUCACCUAGGUUUCUACUGCUGCCAACAGGAGUGUUUCCUUCUGGAAUAACCUCAGGGUGGUGUGUAGGUUUUGUUUUAAUAAGGGGAAUGGCAUCCCUUAUUCAUUUCUUUCCCACCCAUUUGCCUCAGCACCCUUGUGCUCUAAACAGGUGAGGGAAGUUUGCACAGGUAUAUACAUACAUACACUAUUUGUAUUAUGUUGACAAGGCUUAUAUCUUUCUUAUUUUUUACAUUAUAAGUUAAUUAGGGGCAAAGGGUCAUGCUUUUUAUGCAACAUUCACUCACCAAAUAUACUGAACACUGUGCUCUGUGGAGGAUGUAAAGACAUUACCAGAUAAGGUCCUUGUCCUAAGUGCCUUCCAGUCCAGCCACCAGGAAAAAGGAAACCUGACAAGGCUGAAUCUGGCAAUGCCAGAAGGGGCAGCCUUCUAAGGCUGUAAUGGCCAAGGAAGGGUUAAUGAAGGAGGAGAGACUUGAUCUGGGCCUUCUUGCAAAAUAGGUAAACGCUGGUGGGAGAAUGAUGUAAUCAGUGGUGUGAAGGCAGGAAAGAGAGGGUAUGGGUUUGGGGAGACACCAAGUUGGUGUCUUGAGCAGUGAUGAUACCCACUGGAAGGGAGUGGCAAGUGAUAAUGAGGAUGGACCCAUCCCAUGAGGGCUGGAAUGCCACCAUUAUUGUCAGAACACAGCGUGGCAAGGUGCAGAACUCAAGUUAUUAUGAGGAUGGACCCAGCUCACGAGGGCUAGAAUGCCACAGUUAUUGUCAAAACACAGCACGGCAAGGUGCAGAACUCAAGCUGUCUUAAUUAAAUGGGAUUUAUUGGUUUUCAUUACUGAGAAGUUCACAGUAGUCCAGGAACUUGGCUGCAUCCAGGAACUCCAACGGUGGUACGAUUUCUCUGUUUCCGCUUGGCUUGCCCUCUCAGGCUCUCUCUCCCCAGAAGUGGUGAAGAUGGCCACCAGCAGCCCCAGGCUCACAGAAUCUCUUUAUUUAAGGUGCUGCCCAGCUUAGAUCCUGCCCCUUUCCCUGAACUGUGGCCGAGGACUUGGAGCUUCAUCCUGUGGCCCAGGACUAGGAUGGGACAUUGCCGUUGAAGAUUUCAGAGAUGAUACCACUGAUGGAGUCCCUGGGUGGCACACAUGGUUAAGCAUUAGACUACUAGCCAAAGGGUGGCGAUUCAAACCCACCCAGAGGCGCCUCAGAGGACAAGCCUGGUGACCUGCUUCUUAAGGGUCACAGCCUUGAAAACCCUCUGGAGCAGUUCUGCCCUGCACGCCUGGGGUCACCAUGAAUUGGAAUUGAUUCAAUGGCAACUAACAACAAUCACACAACCACUGAUGGCGGUUGGGAUAUGUAAGCGUGAGGGCAGGCCUGCACCAAGCAGAGAUCCUCGUUGGAAGGAGACUACACGAUGGAGCUAAGUCCUCCAUGAAUUCCGCACCCCCCGCCCCCGCCCCUCGUUUGCCGUGAUAAUAAGUCAUGAGGCCACUGACCAGCUCUGCUUCUUUGCAGAAGUUCUGUGUAUCCUGUCUUUGAACAGAGCUGGACCCUGAAAUCAGACUCAUCCACUCUCAAGGAGUAAGGAAAAACUGAGCCUUGAAUACACUGGCCUUGAUGGGAGGCAUUGUUUCUCCUGCUUCUCUCCUGCCUGUGUCCCCUCCUGCUCCGUCCCAGUGCCCAUCCAGGUUCUGUCAUUCCUGACCUUUUCCACUCUGAGCUCAACACUUCACUUGAGUAAUGUUUGCAUACAUCCUAGCUGCUCGUCCCCUGAUUCCAGUCCCACCCCCAUAUCUCCAACCUGAAGUCAACCCCAUAGGGUGGGAAGGGAGUGGGCAGCAGCGGACAAGCAGAAGGCAGUGAGGCUGAUGCCAGGUACUAUCAUUCAGGUACAUUUUUAAACACUUAUAAAAUUAACCAUUUUAACUAUUUUAAAGUGUUCAGUGGCAUUAAUUACCUUAACCAAGCUGUACCACUUUUGCCCCUAUCUACGUCCAAAAGUUUUUCAUCACCCCCAACAGAAACUCUGUAGGUACUACACACUGCCCUCUUCCCCCCAGCCCCUUGGUAACCUAUGAUCUACUUCCUGUCUCUAUGAAUUUGCCUAUUACAGAUAUUUCAUAUAAGUGGAUUCCUACAAUAUUUGUCCUUCUGUGUCUGGUUUAUUUCACUCAGCAUAAUGUGUUCAAGAUUCAUCCACAUUGUAGCAUGGAUCAGAGCUCCAUUCCUUUUUAUGGCUGUAUAAUAUUCCGUGGUGUGUGUAUACCACAUCUUCUUUAUCCAGUCAUCUGUUGAUGGAUGCUUGGGUUUUUCCACCUUUUGGCUAUUGUGAAUAAUGCUGCUAUGAACACUGGUGUACAGGUGUCUGCCUUCCAUUCCUUUAAGUAUAUACCUAGGAGUGGAUUUGCUGGAUCAUAUGGUAAUUAUGUUUAACUUUGAGGAACCUCCAAACUGUUUUCCAUAGCAGCUGCACAUUUGGGCGUAAUUUUGCAUUGAUUCAUCAGAACUCCUAAAAUUUCUUCUGUGAAACAAAUAUCUUAACACAUGUUCAGUAUCAAUCAAAUAUUAUCUCUAUGGUGAGUUCUUCCCCAACCUUGGAACUCUCUGCUUCAGAAAGAUGUUAAGAAAUUGGAAAGGGUCCAGGUGAGCAUUCCAGGCAGAUGAGAGGGUUGGGAGAUUGGUUCUUAGAGAAAAGUAAACAGCUCUAGAAAAAGGAAUGGAAUGACAGUCUUACUAGCCACUAACUCGAUGUUUGACCUUGAAAAGGCACUUCUCUCUGGGGCUCGGUUUCCUCCUCUGUUGUACAUGAGGGGCUGAACGGGAUGUCUUUAAAGUUUCCGAACUCCCCUGACUCCCUGAGAAGAGUGCACCCUCCGCAUCCACCAGGAUGGGUCAAGAAGGAAUUAAUUUUAAUCUAUUUUAAGAAGCUUUUGAAAAACAUUUUGUUUUGAAAAAUAUUUUAUACCUACAGAAAAUGAAAUAGGACAACAAAUUCCCAUAUACUUUUUAGCCAGAUUCAUCAAAUGUUAACUUUUUUGCCACCUUGUUUUUUUUUAUAAUUUUUGUUGUGCUUUAAGUGAAAGUUAUCGAGUCAGUCUCUCCCACAAAAACCCAUAUACACCUUGCUACACACUCCCAGUUACUCUCCCCCUAAUGAGACAGCCUGCUCUCUCCCUCUACUCUCUCUUUUCAUGUCCAUUUCACCAGCUUCUAACCCCCUCCACCCUCUCAUGUCCCCUCCAGGCAGGAGAUGCCAACAUAGUCUCAAGUGUCCACCUGAUCCAAGAAGCUCACUCCUUACCAGCAUCCCUCUCCAACCCAUUGUCCAAUCCAAUCCAUGUCUGAAGAGUUGGCUUCAGGAGUGGUUCCUGUCCUGGGGCAACAGAAGGUCUGGGGGCCAUGAACACUGGGGUCCUUCUAGUCUCAGUCAGACCAUUAAGCCUGGUCCUAUGAGAAUUUGGGGUCUGCACCCCACUGCUCUCCUGCUUCCUGAGGGUUUCUCCGUUGUGUUCCCUGUCAGGGCAGUCAUCGGCUGUAGCCAGGCACCAUCUAGUUCUUCUGGUCUCAGGAUGAUGUAGUCUCUGGUUCAUGUGGCACUUUCUGUCUCUUGGGCUCGUAAUUGCCUUGUGUCCUUGCCACCUUUAUUUUUAUUGAUAUAAUUCACACACCUUAAAACCCAUCUUGUAAAGUGUACAAAUCAGUGGUUUUAGGAUAUUCACAACCAUCACCACUAUCUAGUUCCAGAACAUCUUCAUCACCCCAGAAAGAAACCCGUUCACAUCAGUGUCACCCCCCGUUCCCACCUCCACCAGGCCCUGGCAACCACUCAUCUGUUUUUCUCUCUGUGUGGAUAUGCCUAUUCUGGAGAUUUUGUAUAAAUGGAAUAUACGGCCUUUUGUGCCUGGCUUCUUUUGCUUAGUGUGAUGUUUUCAAGGCUCAUCCAUGUUGUAGCAUGUAUCAAUAUUCCCUUUAUAGCUGAAUAAUGCUCCAUUGAAUGGAUAUGCCACGUUUUGUUUAUCCACUCCUCAGUUGAUAGACAUUUGGGUUGUUUCCACUUUUUGGCUAUUAGGAAUAACGCUGCUAAUUAACAUUCAUGUACAAGUUUUUGUGUGGACAUGUUUUCAUCUCUCUUGUGUGAUGUAGGAGUGGAAUUGCUGGACCUUAUGGUAACUAAUGAUUUGAAGAACUACCAGCCUGUGUUCCAAAGUGGCUGCCCUGUUUUACAUUCCUGCCCGUAGCGUACGAAGGUUUCAAUUUCUCCACAUUCUUGCCAACACUUAUUAUUUAUCCUUCUUUUUUGUUCUAGCCAUCCUAGUGAGGGUGAAGUGGUAUCUCACUGUGGUUGCAAUCUGUGUUUCACUAUAAUUAUUCAUGUGCAUAUUUUGUGUGAAUAUAUGUUUCACUGGAAUUGCUGAGUCAUGUAUGUUUAACAUAUAUGUAAGCAUAUGCUUACAUUAUUAAGAAACUGCCAAAUUAUUUUAUUUCCCACACUUUGCUGCAUUCCUAAGAGUUUCAGUUGCUCUGCAUCCUCAUCAGCACUUGGUAUUGUUGGUAUUCUUUAUUUUAGCCAUUGUAAUAGAAGUAUCUCAUGCUGGUUUUAAUUUGCUAGUGAUGUUAAGUAACUUUUCAUGUGUUUAUUGCCAUCCAUAUGUCUUCGUUCAUGAAGCAUAUGUUCAAAUAUUUUGCCCAUUUUUUAAUUGUGUUGCUGAAUUUUUGUAUUCUGGAUACAAGUCGUUUAUCAGUUAUGUGACUGUAAGUAUUUUCUUCCAAUCUGUACCUUAAAUUUCCAUUCUCUUAAGUCAUUCACAGAGCAAAAGUUUUUAAUUUUGGUGAAGUCCAAUUUAUUGGUUUUGUCUUUAUGAGUCAAGCUUUUGGUGCUGUAGCUAAGAACUCUUUGCCUACCCCAAGAUCACAAAGAUUUCUUAUGUAUUCUCUUAAAACUUUUAUGGUUGUAUGUUUUACAUUUAAGUCUAAGUUCCAUUCUGAGUUAAUUUUUGUGUAAGGUGUGAAAUAUAGGUGAAAGUUAAUUUUUUUUACACAUAGAUGUUCAGUUGUCCAUUUGAACAUGUUGUUAGGUACAUGGAGUUGGUUCGACUCAUAGCAACCUUGUGUACAACAGAAGCAAACACUGCCUGGUGCUGUGCUAUUCCCACAAUCAUUGUUAUGUCUGAGCCCAUUGUUGCAGCCACUGUGUCAAUCCAUCCCGUUGAGGGUCUUCCUCUUUUUUGCUGACCCUCUACCAAGCAUGACAUCCUCCUCCAGGGACUGGUCUUCCUGAUAACAUGUCCAAAUUAUUCCUUCUGAUUUGACCAACUUGGGAUUGAUUCCAUCCCCGAAUGAGUGUUGUGGCCAGAAGGAGUCAAUGCCCUGAUUGGCUAAGAAUGGGGUCACUUGUCCACCCCUGAUGAUGGGAAUAGAACUACAUGGAUGAGAGGAAGGAGGGGUGGUACCAUGAAAGGGAAAUCAAAGUACUUUCACUAAAAGAAGGGAGAAUGGUUUCUGAGCAGCUGACAUAACAAAUGUCUCCCAGUUACGGCGAGGACACUGGGCUCUUGAAGCCGCCCCUGAUACCCUAAGCUUUUCCUUGUCUUGCAGAGUUGGGCUCCCCUCCUUGAUGCUCCUGAUAGAGCCUUGUCUUCAACUUCUACAAGCACUUCCAUCAUAUUGGGUUGUCAUUGUUUGUUUUCAUGUCUGUCUCCUCAAAUUAUCCUCUUCAUUCAUCUUUGUAUGCCCAGCUGAUCUCCAGAGUGUCUUCUCUGAGCUAGUAAAAAAAAAAAAAAGGAAAUAAAGUAGCUAUCAAAAUAAUGAAAAACCAUACUAGAUAUAUACCAAAAAAAAAAAAAAAAUGCAGUGGAAAUUCCAUGAAGGGAAGGAUUAAGUGGAUCAGGAAGCUAUUCCACAGUCUCUGAGAGCUCUGAGAAAUAAAAGGAGUAGCACACAGAGGCCAAAGUAUCCCCUUUAUUAUUGAUAGAGAGGCUGGCUCGGAAGACAUGGCUUUAGGUCUGUUAGCUAAGUGGGCUGCUGAUAGAAAUCCCAUGAGGCAGACUAACAAACGCAGUCAUGGCAGCACUAGACGAGGCCUCCCUUGUCACCCUGCAGGGGUAGACUGGAGAGGGCGAGUGUGUAGUGCCCCCAGCACUGUCCAGGUAGAGAGAACCCAGGAUCUAAUGCCCAAUACCAGUUACCUGGACAGGGGUACUCUGUUGUGUUCGAUGACAGAGCCUGUUUCAGACUGUUGGGUUCUCUGGGAAGCAGACUUUGAGAUGGAGUUCAACAUGGAGGAAGCAUACUGGGGGUGCUCUAAGGUUUAACACCCAUGGGGAAGGGAAGGAAGCAGAAUUGGUCAGAGUGAGAGAGUUGGGCUGAAAGUAGUCUCAGCAAAAGCCUCAGCUGACCCCACAGAGAGUUCUGAAGCUGGGAUGGCUGUUAGAGCUUUCUGGAAGUGGGGUGAGGUGGCCAGGUCUUUAUAUCCCAGCUUCAGUCAGUCAUUGGAUGCAUGCUACCCCAGAGAAGGGUGUAUGACCUUCAGUGGGGAAGUUCUCUUCAGCUGAGGACAAUCCCUGAAGGGGGCUGUUAACCAGCAAUAGCCUCAGGUCGCUGUGAGUUGGAAUUGACUCAAUGGCAAGGGAUUUGGGUUAAAUUAGGGGCAGAAUUUCUUCAGUCAUGAAGUGGGAUCUGGCUGGUGUAUCACGGUGUCUGCUACCCCGUGUGCCACUCAGAUCCACGUCUUGGAUAAGUUCUGGGAACAGCUCUUCUAUUUCUGGGGGAAACUGAUGGUGGGAUGAACCAAAACCUCCACCACUGUAGCUGGUCUUGAGGUCUCAACUGACACUCAUCAUCUACCUCCUCUGCUAUCUACUUUAUGUUCUCCUCACGCCCAGCAAGCACCUCUGCUGAGCCCCUGGUUACAAUGCCUUUUCAGGUCGUGGCUGCUGCACUUGUCUAUUUACCAUCAUAAUUUGGCAAGGGCCUAUGAAGGGACACCCAGCUUGAACUGCUGGGUGCCAACCAUUCCUUUUCACUCCCCUUGUAUAACUGCAGCCCUGCCUUUUCCUGAUGAUCAGGGUCAGUUACCCUUGCCAGGAUGGUGACACUUGUUUCUUGCCUGCUGAUCCCUUGGCACAAUGAGAUCAAAGUUCCUGGGUGGUAGCUGUGAAGUUUAAUGGGUCUUUGGAUGUAUCCAAUGAUGGAAGCACUUCCUCUUUGGGAACCAGCACUUUAAAACUCUCAAAGCUCAGAGCUGUGGUGACAGAAAUACCUCCAGGGGACCACUGGGAGUGAUCAUAAGUGGAGCCACUCCUACUUCCACCCUUUGGUCCAGGACCUAUGUAUUCCUUCCGUUGGGACACAGCACCACAUUGGUUGUUGAUACACUGUGUAGUGUGUCCUGGGAGGUGGAACCCCAUCCUUGUUGUUGUCUGGUGCUGUCGAGUUGAUGCUGACACACAGCUACCCUACAUACAACAGAACGAAACACUGCCCGGCCCUGUGCCAUCCUCACAAUGGUUGUUAUGCUUAAGCCAAUUGUUGUAGCCACUGUGUCAGUCCAUCUCAUUGAGGGUCUUCCUCUUUUUCACUGACCCUCUACUUUACCAAGCAUAAAGUCCUUCUCCAGGGACUGGUCCCUCCUGAUAAUAUGUGCAAAAUAUGUGAGACCAAGUCUCACUUGUGCCAGUUGUCGCAGGAAAUGCCCAUCGCUCGGUGCUGGUUGGGAAAGGAUCUAAGUCUUUCCAUCCUUGCUUCUAAGGGGCAUUCUGGCUGUACUUCUUACAAGACAAAUUUGUUUGUGCUUCUGGCAGUCCAAGGUAUGUCUAUUCAGUAUUCUUUUCUAACACCAUAAUUCAAAGGCAUCAAUUUAUCUUCCUUAUUCACUGACCAGCUUUCGCAUGUAGCCCCAUCCUUACUUGGUAUCAUCUCUGUGCUAGCACUUCAAUUAUGCCUUCAACAGGCCAUUCCCUCAAACAGUGAUGCUGCCUGAAGCCCUGUGGGCAGAAAAGGCAAAUGAUACCCAGAAUGUGUCAAUUAGUUAAAAUAAUUGCUGCCAUUUCCAGGGUGGGAGGACUCUAAUGUAGUCAAUUUGCCAUCAAGUGGCUGGUGGUUCUCUUUGAGGGACGGUGCCAUUUUGGGCGCUCAGUGUUCACUCCACUCCGGCAGCCUCCACAUUCAGCAGUGGCAGUAGCUACAUCAGCCUUGGUGAGUGGGAGCCCGUGCUGCUGCACCAGGUGCUGCCCCCAGAGCUACUCCAUUCAUAUGCCCACAGUGCCAGUAUUGGGGUGGCCAAUAGCAUAUGGCUGACAUUGAGUUAUUCUGCUUGGUUGUUUAGUGCCUCUCUCAUGGUAGAUGCUCUCUGGUGGGGAUUAACAUAUGAUACAAAGAUUUUCACACUUCUUGUCCUCUCACAUAGUUCCAUCCACAUCUCUAUCCCAGACCACCUUGUCCUUGAUCUGCUAAUCUUUCUAAUCCUCUGGUCAACCAGCCAAGCCAAUUCUAGUGCUCAAAGGGCCAUGUAUGUUCUAAUCCUGGGCUAUAUUUCUUUCCACACAAAGUGAUCAGGUGCAUAACCAAGAGAAUUUAUCCAAUGGGAGGAUUUCUCUCACCAGUCUUUUAAGAGCAUCCCUGGAUGGGGCUAGAGUACAGCUGUACUUCACUUUUGGCUUGUACCUACAUACCAAUUUGAUCCAUCUGUGAAUCAAGCUUUGCCUUUUUUCCUCCUUCGUCAGCUGGUCAUAAGGGUCCCACCUUCCAUCAGCCAUAGGUGUGAGCUGAGGGAGAAGCAUUGGUGCCAACAAAAAGCAGAUGACAUGGGUGUCUAGGUCACCUGUUUGUAUAGCUUACUUGUACUCUCUGCCUUGCUCAUGCCCAGUUCUGGAUGUACCACUUUCAUCUUACUAUGGAUUGUUGCUAGGUCCACUCCACUUUAUGUCUUGGUGGGUCCGACAGGUACCCCACCCAGUGCCAUCGAGUCACAGGUAGAACUUAAUUUAUAACGGUUCUAGAUACAUGGUCAUUUGAUGUCCCUUGGUCAAGUCUUAGUGCUCAAAUUGGGAGAAUUUAUAAAUUUAGGAACUGUGGAUCAGACAUAUUUAUGUAAAAGAAAAGCAAAGAGGAUUGGGAUAGGAUUUGGGAUAAGUGAGGAAUAAAGCAGGUAAGUAAAAAUAAACAAGAGACCACACAGCUCUGGAGAUGCAGAGUAAUUAAUUACCGAGAUUUUUGCGUUGAGUCCUCCAAGAAGCAGAUGCCCAGACAGCAAGAGAUGUGUUGGGAAAAGGCCUGUGAGGGAAACUGGGGAGGGAGCCAGAGUAGCCUGGGGGAGCUACAAUGUAGAUCUAACCCUGUGGAAGAAGGAGGGAGGGAGGAAGGUUGGGUUGGAGAAGUUUUGGGGUACAGUUCAGUUCUAAGAAAGCUUCAGCAGUUGAUGGGAGUGCCUGAGCCAGGCACCUUGUCAGAGGAGCCCCUCAUCUCCCAGGAAUGGGCCUGCCUUAGUAUCCUUGCUGCUCAGCAACUCGGUGGAACAGCCCAAGGGAAGCUGGUCUCAACGCAAAUGUGGGACCCGGAUUUCAGAGCUCAGUAGCUGCAGGCCUUGGACUAAUUAUGCUCCCUGCGGUCAGAUUUGAGAGGUGUAUUCUCAUGGCCCUUACAGUUCCCAGUGACAUUUCGGCCUGUAAAUUUUAAGUUUCUUGAGAUAUUUUUAUACCUUUCAAAUUCUGUUCCCUAUUUAAGCUUAAACUACUUUGGGUGGAUUCUAAGUAUUUGCAACAACAACAAAAAGAGAACCAAAACUACAAUGAGAUUCCAUCUCACUCCAACAAGGCUGGCAUUAAUCCAAAAAACACAAAAUAAUAAAUGUUGGAGAGGCUGUGGAGAGACUUGAACACUUAUACACUGCUGGUGGGAAUGUAAAACAGUUACAACCACUUCGGAAAUCAAUUUGGCGCCUCCUUAAAAAGCUAGAAAUAGAGCUACCAUAUGAUCCAGCACUCCCACUCCUUGGAAUAUAUCCUAGAGAAAUAAGAGCCUUUACACGAAUAGAUAUAUGCACGACCAUGUUUAUUGCAGCACUGUUUACAAUAGCAAAAAGAUGGAAGCAACCAAGGUGCCCAUCAACGGAUGAAUGGAUAAAUAAUGGUAUAUUCGCACAAUGGAAUACUAUGCAUCGAUAAAGAACAAUGAUGAAUCCGUGAAACAUUUCAUAACAUGGAGGAAUCUGGAAGGUAUUAUGCUGAGUGAAAUUAGUCAGUUGCAAAAGGACAAAUAUUAUAUGAGACCACUAUUACAAGAACUCAAAAAAAGUUUAAACAGAGAAGAAAAUAUUCUUUGAUGGUUAUGAGAAGGGGGAGGGAGAAAGGGAGAGGGGUCUUCACUAAUUAGAUAGUAGAUAAGAACUAUUUUAGGUGGAGCGAAAGACAACACACAGUACAGGAGAGGUCAGCACAACUAGACUAAACUAAAAGCAGUUUCCUGAAUGAACUGAACACCUCGAAGGCCAGCAUGGCAGGGGCGGGGGUUUGGGGACCGUGGUGUCAGGGGACAUCUAAGUCAGCUGGCAUAAUAAAAUCUAUUAACAGAACAUUCUGCAUUCCACUUUGGAGAGUGACGUCUGGGGUCUUAAACAGUAGCAGGCAGCCAUCUAAGAUGCAUCAAUUGGUCUCAACCCACCUGGAGCAAAGGAGAAUGAAGAACAUCAAAGACACAAGGUAAUUAUGAACCCAAGAGACAGAAAGGGCCACAUAAACCAGAGACUACAUCAGCCUGAGACCAGAACUAGAUGGUGCCCGCUACCACUGAUGACUGCCCUGACAGGGAACACAACAGAGAACCCCUCAGGGAGCAGGAGAGCAGUGGGACGCAGACCUCAAAUUCUUGUAAAAAGACCAGACUUAGUGGCCUGACUGAGACUAGAAGGACCCCAGAGGUCAUGGUCCCCAGACCUUCUGUUAGCCCAAGACAGGAACCAUUCCCAAAGGCAACUCUUCAGACAGGGAUUGGACUGGACUAUGGGAAAGAAAGUGUUAUGGUGAAGAGUGAGCUUCUUGGCUCAAGUGGACAUAUGAGACUACGUGGCCAGCUCCUAUCUGGAGAAGAGAUUGAGAGGGCAGAGGGGGACAGAAGCUGGGCGAAUGGACACGAAAAUAGAGAGCGGAGGGAAGGAGUGUGGUGUCUCAUUAGAGGAAGAGCAACUAAGAGUAUAUAGCAAUGUGUAUAUAAGUUUUUGUAUGAGAGACUGACUUGGUUUGUAAACUUUCACUUAAAGCACAAUAAAAAUAAAAAAAGAGAACCUUGAUUGAAGUAAUAAUGUGGGGGUUAUAAUUUCAAUUUUCUUUCUAUCUAAAGGAGGGAGAGAUGAGGCAAUAAUAAUUAGAGUAAUUAUCUCUUCUAACCUGCAUAGGGUUCUACUUAUUGCGAUGUACUUUCAAAAUCUCAGCUGAGCCCCUUUACAACCCCUGAACAUUGGCAGGGCUGGCAUCAUCAUCUGUAUUUUUACGUAUGAGAAAGCUAAGUUUCAGAGGCAAUAUAAAUUACUCUGAAUUGGAAAAGGAAACUGAAAAUACAGGAUGGAUGAAAAUAAACAUAUUAAUAUUAGCCUUCACCAAUGAAAAUUACCACCCAUCUGUCAGUUUAUUGUACUGUGGUGGUUUGCAUGUUGCUAUCAUGCUGGAAGCUAUGCCACCGGUAUUUCGAAUACCAGGAGGGUCACCUAUUGUGGACAAGGUUCAGUGGAGCUUCCAGUCUAAGACUAGGAAGUAAGACCUGGUGAUCUACUUCUGAAAAUUAGCCAGUGAAAACCUUAUGGGUCACAUCAAAAUACUGUCAGAUAAUAGUGCUGGGUUGGAAGGCACUUAAAAUACGCGGUGGCCACAACAACAGACUCAAGCAUACCAAUGAUUGUGAAGAUGGUGCAGGACCGGGCAACUUUUCGUUCUAUUGUACGUGGGGUCACCAUGAGUUGGAAGCAACUCGAUGGCAACUAACAACAACAAAGUGAUACAAAACUGAUGAGAUGUGAUUUCGUGUGUGUGACACAGAAGUAUGAUGGGGAAUCAAAAGCUAUGCUAUAAAUGUAUUUCAUUACGAUAAAAUUCUACGAGAAAGUAGAAUGGAAAUACUAGAUCGAGGAAAAAAUUGUAAGAUUUCCAAUUCAUAAAACAAAGAGCCUGUUUAUUUGUUUUUAAUGGGUAAUCAAAAAAAAAAAAAAAACCGUUGCUGUCAAG
Messenger RNA from Loxodonta africana (African savanna elephant), 17276 nucleotides. It is a transcript of the gene TMEM127, whose product is annotated as transmembrane protein 127. Lineage: Eukaryota; Metazoa; Chordata; Mammalia; Proboscidea; Elephantidae. The transcript has 4 exons. The record is from RefSeq and is a predicted model, not a curated record. Bases 172 to 888 code for a protein of 238 amino acids. Gene Ontology annotation, cellular component: membrane. Gene Ontology annotation, biological process: negative regulation of TOR signaling; negative regulation of cell population proliferation.